Messenger RNA from Erythranthe guttata (spotted monkey flower), 859 nucleotides. Lineage: Eukaryota; Viridiplantae; Streptophyta; Magnoliopsida; Lamiales; Phrymaceae. The record is from RefSeq and is a predicted model, not a curated record.
AUAUUUUUAUUUUGUUUUAAUAGUAUUAAUAUUAUUCGGAUUGCAGUAUAUUCUGGAAACAAGUGCUUACCCGAGAGAGCAUGAGCAACUCAAAGAACUACGAAUGGCUACCGUCGACAAGUAUCAGUGGUGGAGUAUGAUGAAUGUAACUGCUGACGAGGGCCAAUUCAUAUCAUUGUUUUUGAAAACGAUGAAUGCAAAGAAAACAAUUGAAGUUGGAGUUUUCACUGGCUACUCUCUCCUCACUACUGCUCUUGCCCUUCCUAAUGAUGGCAAGAUAAUCGCAAUUGACCCGGACAGAGAAGCAUACGAGACUGGAUUGCCAUUUAUUCAAAAGGCAAACAUGGCACAUAAGAUUCAAUUCAUUCAAUCUGAUGCCUUCAAAGUUAUGGAACAACUCAAGGCCAAUGGUGAAGAAGGAACAUUCGAUUUUGCAUUUGUGGAUGCGGACAAGCAAAACUAUAUCCACUACCACGAACAGCUAUUGAAACUGGUUAGGGUUGGGGGAAUAAUCGCGUACGACAACACAUUGUGGUCCGGAGCUGUAGCCGCAUCCGAUGACGAUGAGAUGGCGGAAUAUCUGAGGAGGGUUAGAACCGACAUUAUGCAAUUGAACACUUUCUUAGCGGCCGAUUCUCGUAUUGAACUAGCUCAGCUUUCUAUCGGAGAUGGGCUCACACUUUGCAGGCGUGUCAAAUAGACAUUUUAUAUUUCUAUACGUUUUAAUUUAUAUGAGUUUUAUGCUCGCUGAAGGAUCGUAGAGAACAACUUCAAUGAUUGUAUUUGUAUUGUUUUUCUGAUAAGUAUCUAUUUAAAUAUUUAUAUUUAUGUCAAAAUAAUCAAUCUACAUUUCUUUACU